Molecule: messenger RNA, 1452 nt
Organism: Micromonas pusilla CCMP1545
Lineage: Eukaryota; Viridiplantae; Chlorophyta; Mamiellophyceae; Mamiellales; Mamiellaceae
Exons: 2
Coding region: 1-1452 (483 amino acids)
Biological process (GO): post-Golgi vesicle-mediated transport
Cellular component (GO): cilium; periciliary membrane compartment
Molecular function (GO): GTPase activator activity
Source: RefSeq, a predicted model, not a curated record
AUGGGCCAGUGCUUCUCCACCCCCGCGGAGAAGAAGAAGAAGAAGUACGAGGUCCAAGACUCCGCGCCGAACUCCCCGGAGAAGCCCGCGAGGAAGAAGCCGGCGCCGUCGUCGUCGUCGUCGUCCGAGAAGAAGACCGACGCCGCCUUAACCGCGACGUCGAAGACGAAGACGAAGGGCGGCGGCGGCAGCAACAACAAAAAGGGCGCGCCGCAGCUGUCGCCGGUGAAGCCGAAGCUCGACCCGAAGGACUUCAUUUACGUCAACCGCCGCGGCGAGAGGCUGUGUAAGCCCCCGGGGAGCGUCGACGGGCAGCAGUUCGUGAUCGACGGGUGCGAGGACUGCGAGAUUUACAUCCUAGACCACUGCGACAGCGUGACGAUCGACGACUGCAAGCGAUGCGUCGUCGUGAUCGGGCCGACGGAGGGGUCGAUAUUCAUUCGCGACUCGGAGGACUGCAAGUGCGUCUUCAUGUGCCGGCAGUACCGCAGCCGCGACUGCGUGAACGUGGACACGCACCUGCACGUCACGACGCGGCCGAUCAUCGAGACGUCCGCGAACAUGCGUUUCGCGUGCUUCGACUUUCACUACGAUAAGCUCGAGGCGCAGAUGGCGACCGCCGGGAUAUCGCGGUUUCAAAACUUUUGGAGCCACGUGUUCAACUUCAACCCGGAGACGCACGCCACGUGGAGCCUCAUGGACCCGAAGAUCACGGCGUUCUCGCAGCUGAUUGGCGGGGCGUACGGCACCGGUGCCGAGCUCCCGGAUUUUCCCGCGCUCGAGGGAGUGAGUGAAGCGCUGAAGGACGGCGCGGCGCCGCCGUCGUGCUGUCGGACGUGGGGCGAACGCGAACCGCCGGCGGCGGCGACGGGCGGUGAGACCGCUUCCCGUGCGCUCCCGUUCGCGUCUCGAUCGUCGUUUCUUGAUAAGGCGCACUUUCCUUUCCUUUCCUUUCCUUUCGCGCGCUAUGUUAUGAACCUCACGUUCGUUUUGACACGUGUGAGUUAUAUCCACCAAUCAUGCUAUCCCCGCGCGACUGACAUCCCCACGCGUCUUUCCUCGACCUAUUAUUCAAAAAUAGACGGCGACCUCGGGACGUCGACAGGCGGCGGGGCGCGCGACGGCUGCCUGAUAUUGAUCCCGGCCGCCGACGCGAAGAUGGCCGGAGAGUUGUUGCAGAUGGCCGACGCCGCGAAGGUGCUGCUGAUGCGGACGAACGACUGCCAGCUGUCGGAGCCGUGGCUGAGGACGUUUUUAACCGAGGGCGGCGUCGCCGCGAACGAAGUCGCGAAGCUCGCGAAACAGCUGUCGACGGGACGCGCGAUCGGUCUCGAGUUUGGCGGCGACGGGUGCGCGGACGCGAUGCGCGGCGUCGCCUCCUCGGGCGGGUUCGCGAUGCUGGAAGACCCGGACCAGUACGCGGAGUGGAGGUACAUGGGCGUGGAGGGGUGA